Molecule: messenger RNA, 3576 nt
Organism: Budorcas taxicolor (takin)
Lineage: Eukaryota; Metazoa; Chordata; Mammalia; Artiodactyla; Bovidae
Gene: CFAP251
Product: cilia and flagella associated protein 251
Exons: 23
Coding region: 1-3576 (1191 amino acids)
Cellular component (GO): sperm flagellum
Molecular function (GO): protein binding
Source: RefSeq, a predicted model, not a curated record
AUGUCAGAUGCAGAGGAAAACCCGCUAGAAGAAACAGAAGAAUAUGGAGAAAUAGAAAUGCAAGAAGAAGAUGAUGAAGAAGAAGAAUAUCCAAAUUUUGAAGGGCUAGAAAAUAUGCAACAGGAAUUAAAAGAAGUUAACACAUUAGCAUGGAUAGAGUCUCCAGAGGAGGGGGAGGAGGAGCAGGGAGAAGAAGAAGGGAGGGAAGAAGAGGAAGAGGAGGACAGGAAAGGGAAGGAGGAGGGAGAGGAAGGAGGGGAAGGGGAGGAGAGAGUGGAGGAGCAUGAGGAGGAAGAGGCAGGGAAGGGAGAGGAAGUGGAGGCCUCAGGAGCACAGGAAGAAAGCACAGUGGAGCCCGAAGAAAUCACCACGUCCAUGAUCAGCUUGGAGAGAUUUAUGCAGACUGAUUCCCAGACAGUCUUGUCAGAAACAUCCCUAGUAAGUAGGAAUUGUCAUUCUGGUAGCGAGUCAAAGCAUUCAUUACAAUCAGAGCUUUUAGAAACGUUUGAGCUUCCAAGAAGCCCUGGCUCACAAUUAGAGUUUCUGGAUUUGGAUGUAACCACUUCUGGGGAACCACUGAUUAGUUUCCCGGAAAGGCAGCCUUCAGGCGAGCUUGACCAGAGGCCCCAAGACGAACUGGAAGAAGAAGAAGGGAGAGACUUGGAACCAGAAAGGGGAGACUUGGAGCAGGAAAAGAGGGAAAGGAGAAAAGAAAAGAGGGUAUCAUAUAUCAGCGAGAAAAGUGAAAAAGAAUCACAGCCCAAAGCAAGGAUCACCAAGGCAUCACUGGUCUCCACCGCCACUGAGGACGUUUUGUUCCAAAGCAGGGAGAGUGCCAACACGUACCCCUUGACUAUGACCUGGUCAUUCGGGUGGAACAGUACCCUUCCUGUUUACUACAUUCGAGAAAACCAGAGAGUCCUUCUCUACGCCAGUGGUCACACUGGGGUCAUCUACAACGUCCUCAAGAACAACCAGCACCAUCUUCAGGGCCACCCCAACAUCAUUUCCUGCCUCUGCAUCAGCGAAGACAGGCGCUGGGUCGCCACGGCCGACAAAGGGCCCGACUGCCUGAUCAUCAUAUGGGACUCUUUCACAGGCAUUCCUGUGCACACGAUAUUCGACAGCUGCCCAGAAGACAAUGGCAUUAGGGCCAUGGCCAUCACCCGCGACGCUAAGUAUCUGGCAACCAUCUCAGAUGCCGAAAUCCAGAAAGUUUGCAUCUGGAAGUGGACGUUAGCGGCAGAAACGCCAGCGUGCACUCUUGACCUCCCCAAGGAGUAUGGUUUUCAGAACUACCUAAUUUUUAAUCCAACAAAUAAUAAAGAAUUGGUGAGCAAUAGUAAAACACAAGCAAUAUAUUAUACGUGGUAUCCAGAGGGAGGCAUACUUGCUCACAGUGCCCCAGUUUUAACAGAAAAAACAUUCAACAAGCUCGUGGGAAAAUUUAGCCAGUCUGUCUUUCAUUUGAAUUUAACCCAAAUACUGUCCGCAACGAUGGAAGGGAAGCUGGUUGUCUGGGACAUUUACCGCCCACCGCCAUCUGCCUCCUCCUCCAUGGGCUUUCCCCAUAUCAAACCUUGCAAACUGGUUCAUUUGCAGAAGGAGGGUAUCACUGUGCUCACUACAGUUGACAGCUAUAUUGUCACAGGUGACAUUCGGGGCAACAUCAAGUUCUAUGAUCACACCCUCUCCAUUGUGAACUGGUACAGCCACUUCAAACUCAGCUGCAUAAGAUCCCUGUCCUUUUCAAAGACCCCCGCAGCCCCUCCGGCCGAAAAUACAAACUAUCCUCCAGACUGCACUCUAAAAAGUGACCAUUUUGUUGUAAGGAAUUUUAUCAUCGGAACAUCAGAUGCGUCAGUGUACCACUUGACAGUAGAUGGGACUAAACUUGAGAAGCUAUUUGUCGAGCCCAGGGAUGCCAUUUGUGCCAUCUCCUGCCACCCAUACCAGCCCCUCAUCGCCAUCGGAAGUUUCUGCGGGAUAAUCAAAGUGUGGGAUUAUGAACAGAAAAAAUACCUGUUCAGCAGGGUCUUUGAGAAGGGGCUUGGAGUUCAGAGUCUGACCUACAACCCUGAAGGAGCUCUGCUUGGAGCUGGCUUCACAGAGGGGACUGUUUACAUUUUUGAUGCAAUGUCCUUAGAAAGUGCAAUCUCAGAGCCUUUCAGAUAUUCCAGAAGCAGCGUGACUCACAUCAGCUUCUCCCAUGACUCCCAGUACAUGGCGACGGCUGAUGUCAGUUUCACUGUGGCUGUUUAUGUGGUGAGAGUCAAACAUGGACAAAGGGUCUGGGAAUACUUGGCAAGGCUUCGCUCUCACCGCAAGAGCAUUCGAAGCGUCCUGUUCGGGGUUCAUCUGGACAGCAACGAGCCCCGACUGCUGAGCCUCGGCAGAGACAGACUCCUGAUUGAGUAUAACCUACUCAAGAGCUACAAAGACCACCUGGCAGUCCUGGACAUUCACCGAACCGACCAGGGCAGCUAUCCCACCUGUAUGGUCUGGUAUCCGCCACUCACCAAGGAGCUCUUCCUGCUCAUUUGCAACAGUGGCUACAAAGUGAAGCUUUUUAAUUCUACCACAAAAAUGUGCAGGAAGACACUCCUCGGGCCGGUUUAUGGAUCUCCCAUUGAGCAGAUACAAAUCCUCCCAGUGAAAUCCACUCUGGAACUGCAGAAGCGCUAUAUGGUGUUUAUUAACAGAGACAAGGUUGGACUUCAGAUCUUACCAGUUGAUGGCAAUCCACAUAAGACCUCUGCCCUCAUAUGCCACCCGAAUGGGGUGGCCAGCAUGGCCCUUUCCUAUGACGGCUGCUAUGCCUUCACAGCAGGAGGGCAGGAUCGGUCAGUGGUGCAGUGGGAAAUCAACUUAAGUGCCCUGGAGGCAGCGGUUUCUCUCGGGGGCGAAGACCUGACCCCGUUCUACGGUCUGGUGUCUGGUGGCAGGGAAGGAAAAUUCUACAGGGAGCUGGAAGACUAUUUUUACUAUUCUCAGCUCCGUAGUCAAGGUAUCGAUACAAUGGAGACCAGAAAGGUGUCGGAACACAUCUGCCUGUCGGAGCUUCCUUUUGUCAUGAGAGCAAUUGGCUUUUACCCAUCGGAAGGAGAGAUUGAAGAUAUGUUUAACGAAAUCAGAUUUAGUGAGUAUGUGGACACUGGAAAGCUCAUCGACAAAAUCAACUUACCAGAUUUCUUCAAAGUCUACCUCAAUCAUAGGCCACCUUUCGGUAACACCAUGAGCGGCAUCCAGCAGAGCUUUGACAUUCUUGGUUUCACCAAUUCGAAGGGAGAGAAGGCUAUUCAAAGAGAGGAUUUUCUGAAUCUGCUUCAAACUAAAGGUGAGCACAUGACGGAAGAGGAGAUGACGGACUGCUUUGCCACACUGUUUGGACUGAAUCCCGAGGGCUGGAAAUCCGAGCCUGCAGCCUCCUCUGUCAAAGGUUCCGAAAUUUGCUUAGAAGAAGAACUUCCAGACGAAAUCACUGCAGAAAUAUUCACGACUGAAAUUCUUGGCUUAACCGUUUCCCAAGAUUCUAGACAAGAUCCUAGGAUCAUUGAAGCCGAGCAGAGUUUCUGA